Molecule: messenger RNA, 2401 nt
Organism: Halteromyces radiatus
Lineage: Eukaryota; Fungi; Mucoromycota; Mucoromycetes; Mucorales; Cunninghamellaceae
Exons: 5
Coding region: 150-2324 (724 amino acids)
Cellular component (GO): MBF transcription complex; SBF transcription complex
Molecular function (GO): transcription regulator activity; DNA binding; protein binding
Source: RefSeq, a predicted model, not a curated record
CUCUUUUCCUUUUCACUUUCUUUUUUUUUUUAUAUACAUAUUUAUAUUGUGUACCUUAUCUUUCAUAUCCAACGACCCAUAUUAUCCUAUCUCUGAAAUAUAUAGAGUAGAACCAGUUCUUCCUUUUCUUUUAUAUAUAUAUAUCUUCCAUGACAACUCCUCGUAUCUAUACAGCCGUCUAUUCUGGUGUAGCAGUCUUCGAAAUGGUGGUCAACAAUAUAACUAUCAUGAGAAGAAGAGUGGAUUCACAUAUGAAUGCUACACAAAUCCUUAAGGUUGCUGGUAUUGAAAAGGGAAAACGAACAAAGAUUUUGGAACGAGAGAUUCUACCUGGUGAACACGAAAAGGUGCAAGGCGGUUAUGGCAAAUUUCAGGGUACUUGGAUUCCUCUUCAAACGAGUAUAGAUUUGGCCAAACGCUAUAAUGUCUAUGAUCUUGUCAAACCAAUGAUUGAAUUUAACCCUGCAACGGCUGGAAAUAUUGAUGAAAAGGGACACGUAUUGACCAAAGAACAAGCACAACUCUAUGACAAACAAACACAACCAUCAAAGAAGAAACGAGAAUUACGAGAACUAGCCAUUGCCUCGGGAUCUUCAUCAGCAUUACCAUCAGGAAAUUCACAACAACAACAACAACGACAUAUGGAUAGUGGUGACACAUCUCGUGUACAAAAGAAAGCACGUAUCGAUCUUCCUCCUUCCAUUGAACCAACUGCCAGUGACAACUCUGCUGAAUCCAAACAUCGCGCCAUUCUCAUGUCUAUCUUUCUUUCUGAUGAUAAUGUUGAUAUUCCUGACUUGCUACGAACAUCUGAAGGAAUUGAUCUUGAUCUGGCAUUGGAUGAACAAGGGAAUACAUCACUACAUUGGGCAUCAGCACUUGCACGACUGAAUACGGUGGAACAAUUGAUCAGCCAUGGAGCAGAUGUCUGUCGACAAAAUUAUCACGGUGAAACACCAUUGAUGCAAAGUGUAGCAGCUACCAACAACUUUGAUCGAGAUUGUUUUCGAAAAUUACUCAAGCUUUUGGAAAAUUCAAUGUACAUCACCGAUCACAAACAUCGUAGUGUCAUCCACCACACUGUUCUCACCACUGGUAUCAGUGGUCGCGACAUAGCAGCUUUAUAUUAUAUGCAUCACUUAUUACAUCACUUGGAUAAAAAAUCACCACCACCCGCACAUCAAUCAUCCUCACCCGUUUCUCCUUCCGCUUCUCGUGGUAAAUUGACUCUGUUGAAUAUGCAAGAUUCUCAAGGUGAUACUGCACUUAGCAUUGCUGCAAGGUUGGAGUGUAAACGUAUGGUUGAAUUAUUGGUGGAUGCUGGAGCUGACCCUGCCUCUGAAAACAAUCUUGGUUUGGUGGUAAAUGAUUAUACAAUGUCAGAGCAAUUAUCAAAGAGUACAAAAGAAACUACCAGUUAUGAUAACGACAAUACCGAUCAAACACUCAAAGUACCACCCUCUGCUACUCUUUUUGCCAAAAGGUCUGUAGGAUCCAGUCAGCGUGGCAAAGAAAUUGUUGCAACUGUACAAAAGAUUGUGGAUGCUCUUGAUGAAGAAUAUGGUGGCCAGCUAUCAGAAAGAGAAACGCAACUGAAAGAAACAGAAGAACAAUUGGAAAAGACAACACAAGCAUUGGAAGCGGCAAGAAAAGAAUUGGAAAGACGACAAGAACAAUCACAACUCCUUGCAGAAGGACAGCAGAAGGUGCGAAAUCUUAAUCAAGCUUUGGAAACAGGAUGGCAUGAACUAGAAGUUUUACUACAAAAGAACAAUGAAACAUUGGACAAAGAAGCAGUGCUGCAAUUUGAUGUAGAUCAGAAUAUUGACUCUAUGUUUGAUAUCAAGAAUGAUAACGUGGAUAAGGUGAUUCAACUUCGAGCUCGGAUUAGUGCUUAUACUCUUAACAACAAUGCGCUCAAAACAUAUGUGGAUGGACUACGUGCAGAAACAGCAGAAAAGGAAUUACAAUGCAAACGAUUGAUUGCAGCAUGUUGUAGUUUACCUAUUGAUAAGAUUGAUGAAUUGGUGGAACCCUUGACUUUAGCUAUUGAAAGUGAUCCUCCUGAUUUGGAUUUGGCUCGUGUGAUUGGUUUUAUGGAAAAAAUACGUCGACAAGGUGCUUUUAAUGAUACUGGUUCUGAUGAUCUUCCCCAUGUGCUUCCUUCUUCUUCAUCCAAGACUACUUCUCAGGUUCCUGCUUCUCCAGGCCCCUCUUCUUCUACAACGUCUACAAGUUAUGAUGGUUUAUCAAGGUCAAGUAAUAAUGUCGCCACUAGUCAUAUUAGAACUUCUUCCCAACCCCUGCAAACAAAUUCUCCAUGAUACUUUUAUCUUUUUUUUUUUUCUUUGUUAUUUUUUUUUAUUUUUUAUUAUUUUAAUUGUUUAUUCUUGAUGUUGAU